This is a messenger RNA of Drosophila miranda, 1786 nucleotides long. RefSeq names its product Bardet-Biedl syndrome 4 protein homolog. The record is from RefSeq and is a predicted model, not a curated record. Bases 1140 to 1721 code for a protein of 193 amino acids. Gene Ontology annotation, molecular function: protein binding. NCBI's taxonomy places the organism in Eukaryota, Metazoa, Arthropoda, Insecta, Diptera, Drosophilidae. The transcript is spliced from 6 exons. Gene Ontology annotation, biological process: protein localization to cilium; cilium assembly. Gene Ontology annotation, cellular component: ciliary basal body.
CAUUAACUGCUUUGGUUUUGGCCAGGUAAGCACUUGAAAUGUAGCUCUCGAUCACAUGUUUACUACGAGUACGGCCGCAAAUGGAAUCGAACCGAACCGAACCUAAGCGAACGCUUGCAAACAUUUGCCACUUUUGUCGGUGUGAAUUAAAUUGAGUAAUUAGGCGGUGUCAUAGAUAGGAGCUGCGACAACAAAGAGCGUACCGUGGAAACUUGUUGGAGAUACCAAAGAAAAAAGAAAAACUGCUUGUCUACAAAGUACUCGUAUCUUUGGCCUGGCAAUUAUUUACCUUACCUUGCCCAGUGCAUUUAUAGAUUGUUUUUAUUGCAUUUCGAUUAGCUUCGAAUGAGUUUUGGACAUUUUCGUCGCAGCUAAUUAAAAAUACAAGCCGGGGAAUUUGCACAGGCCCCGAAUUAGGACCGGCCAGACAGCUCUUGGCCAGCAGGAUUUAAUCCACUUAACAAGUUAAUUUCUAGGCAACCCUAAUGUGCCGUUUACCGUACCCUCCCUUCCCUCCCCCCAACAACUAUCCACACCACACCACUAUGGCCGCCAUGGCAACCCAACCUUCAAAGCUGUCAGUCAAAACAAAUCGAAAAGCCUUUUUUGUGUAGAAUAAAAUAAAAAAUAAGACCACUCAGAGCCAGCUGGAGAUGGCCAAGAAGCAGCAGGACGAGGCACGCCCAUAUUUCGAGCUGGCCGUGCAGACGGGCAAGAAGAUGGAGAGCCACGUCCGGCUGGCAGAGCUUUAUCGCAAGGACAAGCAAUACCAGCAGGCCAUCAAUGUCCUCGAGAACUGUUUGCAUUUGACGCCGGAGAAUGCGGAGGUGCUGAUUGAAAUCAGCGAUCUGUACUUGAAAAUCAAUGAGACCCAAAAGGCGUAAGAUCGCUUGGCGGAAGUCGUCAUCGAACGGAAAUGCUCCCCAAAGGGCCUAUUGGCCUUCGGCGCCAUUCUGCAGUCCCGCAACGAUGUGGAUGGCGCCCUGGGCAAGUACAGCCAAAUCGCAAACGCUGAGCCGGAAAUCGCCGAGCUGUGGAAGAACAUUGGUCUGUGCUUCUUCAAAAAGCAAAAAUUCAUUGCGGUAGGGGAUUAAUUACACUUGAAUGAGCCACUCUCGCGCUGGCGCUUUGACGUUCUGAUGGCAUUUCAAUACUUAACCUUUUUCCAUGCCGUUUCAUCGCUGCGCAAAUCCGUUUGGCUCUCGCCGCUUAAUUACAAUGCUCUCUACAACUUGAGCCUCAUCUACAUAGCCUCUGAACAAUACGCCAGUGCUUUUCACACGCUGGCCGCAGCCAUAAACCUGCGCAAGGACAAUGCCGAGUGCUACAUGCUCUUGGGCCUCUGUCUGCGCAAGCUGGACGACGUGGACAACGCGUUCGUGGCUCUCGAGCGGUCCAGUAGCAUGGCCACUGGCCAGCAUGGCGCCGGACGUAAUCCUUUGGUGCUCCUGAACUUUGCCCUCUUCUGUUACGAGACGGGACGCCUCGCUUUGGCCACGGAGCAGUACAAUCGAUUCAUGGGCCAGGCCCAGGACCUGAUGCUGCCCACGGAAUACAAGUUCCAGGCAACGAAACUCAAGUCUCUGCUUCGUAUCUCGAAUCAAGGAAAUAGAAUGCUGCUGGAGGCCGCAGAGUCGGAUGAGGCGGCAUUGGCAACGGCGCCGGACCUGCGGCCAGAUGAGCUGCCACUGGAGGUGAAUGCCGUUGUCAGCCAGAACUAAAUUGGAAAUCUCUUCAUUGGAAGUACUCUACAUAGAUGCGUAUAAUAUGAUGUAAAUCUGAUAUG